CGCCGCAGAGCCCACGUCUGCGCCGGCGCAGAUGCGCAGCAGCCUCCGCGGCCCGGGAGCAGCAUGGCGGCGUCCUCCGCGGGCGAAAAGGAGAAGGAGCGACCGGGCGGCGGGUCGGGGGCGGCCUGCGGCAACAGCACGCGAGAGCGGCUGCUGUCUGCGCUGGAGGAUCUGGAGGUCCUGUCCAGGGAGCUCAUAGAAAUGCUGGCAAUUUCAAGAAACCAAAAGUUGUUACAGGCUGGAGAAGAAAACCAGGUGCUGGAGUUAUUAAUUCACAGAGAUGGGGAAUUUCAGGAACUAAUGAAAUUGGCACUUAAUCAGGGAAAAAUUCACCAUGAAAUGCAAGUUUUAGAAAAAGAAGUUGAGAAGAGAGACAGUGAUAUUCAGCAGUUACAAAAACAGCUAAAGGAAGCUGAACAAAUACUGGCAACAGCUGUUUACCAAGCAAAAGAAAAACUGAAAUCAAUAGAUAAGGCAAGAAAAGGUGCUAUCUCCUCUGAAGAAAUAAUUAAGUAUGCACAUAGGAUUAGUGCAAGUAAUGCUGUGUGUGCCCCACUGACCUGGGUUCCAGGGGACCCACGGAGACCAUACCCAACGGAUUUAGAGAUGAGAAGUGGAUUAUUGGGUCAAAUGAACAAUCCUUCCACUAAUGGUGUGAAUGGUCAUUUACCUGGAGAUGCACUUGCGGCAGGCAGAUUGCCAGAUGUCCUUGCUCCACAGUAUCCCUGGCAAUCAAAUGAUAUGGCAAUGAAUAUGUUACCACCAAAUCACAGUAAUGACUUUUUGUUGGAACCUCCAGGGCAUAAUAAAGAAAAUGAAGAUGAUGUAGAGGUUAUGUCAACAGACUCCUCAAGCAGUAGUAGUGACUCUGAUUAAAAAAGCAUACAAAAUUGAAUACUGUAGAAUUCUGUUUCUUAAACAAUAGCAAACCUGUAAAAAAAAAAAGGUAAUAUUGGCCAUAGUGGAAUUGUGCAGCCCAUUAAAAAUUACAGAUUUACUUUUUAAAGCCAAAAAUCAUGAUUUUAGUUCUAAACCAUUUGUUGAAUAUUUAGAGAAUUAUCAAAAUUUACUGUUGGGCCCUAGCUGGGUGCUCAGUGGUUAGAGCAUUGGCCCAUGGACUGAAGGGUCCCAGGCUCAUUUCUGGUCAAGGGCACUUACCUUGGUUGCAGGCUCGAUCCCCAGCCCCAGGCAGGGUGUGUGAGGGAGGCAACCAAUCGAUGUGUCUCUCUCACAUAGAUAUCUCUGUCUCUUCCCCUCCUUUCAUUCUUUCUAAAAAUCAAUGGAAAAUAUCCUUGAGUGAGGAUUAAAAAAGAAAAAUUACUGUUGGGAAAAAAGAUUAUUUGAUUCAGUGCCUUCUUACCCUGUUCUAGUUUAGUUGUGUUGGACUUGUACAUAGUAGUUCUGGAAAUAAGAUUUGAGGUAAAUGACCCAUGUAUAUAUCACUAAUAGGCUUCCUGGAAUUAUUUAGAAAAUAUUUUUUUUUAAAGGCAGCAUAUCACUGAAUGUGCAUCAUAUCAAAAUAUCAAAAACCCUACUGAAAGUGAAGGUUGUCAGCUUCUGUCACAGGAACAGGAAAAAUGUCUCAAUUUGUACUAUUUGUAAUUAUAGUAAUUUUUAAAAAUAAACUAACUUGUUUAUACUGUUUAA
Molecule: messenger RNA, 1647 nt
Organism: Myotis daubentonii (Daubenton's bat)
Lineage: Eukaryota; Metazoa; Chordata; Mammalia; Chiroptera; Vespertilionidae
Gene: MED4
Product: mediator complex subunit 4
Biological process (GO): regulation of transcription by RNA polymerase II
Cellular component (GO): core mediator complex; mediator complex
Molecular function (GO): transcription coregulator activity
Source: RefSeq, a predicted model, not a curated record